This is a messenger RNA of Aspergillus wentii DTO 134E9, 1047 nucleotides long. RefSeq lists its product as uncharacterized. Bases 1 to 1047 code for a protein of 348 amino acids. The record is from RefSeq and is a predicted model, not a curated record. NCBI's taxonomy places the organism in Eukaryota, Fungi, Ascomycota, Eurotiomycetes, Eurotiales, Aspergillaceae. The transcript has 2 exons.
AUGGCGACCGCAGAAUUUCCCGUCACCCCCGAAAAGGAGGCCAGUGUGCUCAACUUUUUCUAUCGCCAGCUUACCUUCACCCCAUCCGAAGUGAAAGGUGUCAGCCUCGCCGGCAAAACAGCCAUCGUCACCGGCUCCAACACCGGAGUUGGCUUGGAAUGCAGUCGCCAACUCCUUGAUCUGGGCAUCAGCAAACUGAUUCUCGCCGUCCGAAAUGAGGCCAAAGGGCAGGCCGCCGUGGCGAACCUGUCUGCGAGGCGAGAGCUGGCCGAGGACGCGAUCGAAGUCUGGAGAAUGGAUUUAUCCUCGUACAAGUCCAUCACGUCUUUUGUGGAACGGACCAAGAGUCUGGAUCGCAUCGAUAUUGUCAUCCUGAACGCCGGCAUCGCACCCUUGAAGCAGGAACGCAACGCAGAGACAGGCCACGAUGAGGUGAUCCAGGUCAACUAUCUCUCCACCGCACUGUUGACCAUUCUCCUCCUCCCUGUUCUCAAGUCCAAACGGCCAAACCAGGACCAACCGAGUCGCAUCACAUUCACCUCAUCCGAUGCCGCUGCGUGGACCAGCUUUAACGAGAGGGCCGAAAGCCCCCUCCUUGCCUCUUUUGACAAACCAGACAAGGCCGACAUGACCGAUCGUUACUUUGUCUCCAAACUACUGGCCCAGUUCUUCCUGACUGAGAUCGCAAAACACGUCCCCACAUCGGUUGCGGUGAUGAAUGCGGCUACGCCUGGCAUGUGUCAUGACUCGGAAUUGAAUCGAGAACUGGAUCAGACGAUCAAGGGAAAAGUGGCCAAGAUUGCCAUGCGGAGAGUGGGGUAUUCCACCGCAGUAGGUGCUCGCAUGGUCACUGAUGCAGCUGUCAACCACGGGGAUGAGACACAUGGUCACUAUCUUGGACUGCAGAGGAUCAAGCCAAUGGCCCCGGUUAUCUACACGCCCGAGGGAAAGCAGAUCAGCGACUUGUUAUGGAAAGAGACAAUGGCAGAACUUGAUUUUGCUGGUGUUGAACAGACCCUCAAAGUGGUCGGCAAUGUGAGCAGUUAG